Daphnia magna is the source of this 1371-nucleotide messenger RNA. RefSeq lists its product as uncharacterized. Bases 1 to 1110 code for a protein of 369 amino acids. NCBI's taxonomy places the organism in Eukaryota, Metazoa, Arthropoda, Branchiopoda, Diplostraca, Daphniidae. The record is from RefSeq and is a predicted model, not a curated record. The transcript is spliced from 5 exons. Gene Ontology annotation, molecular function: protein binding.
AUGAGUAGUGAAGGAUGUUACAUUUUUUGCCAGUCUCCAGAUGACAAUAAUGAACAACACAGCUUACAAAACAAGCUCCGUGCUAACAGAAGUGUUCUUGCUGCUGCCAGCCGGUUCUUUUCCAUCCUGUUACCUGAUUGUGAGUUAGACCUAGAUGUCUGCAUCUCAAUUGAUCUGAGCUUUGAAGAACUGUUUUGUGUUCUUGAGUACAUCUAUUCUGGGAAGCUGCUGUGUUCAGUCAAAAGCAAAGACAGAAUUUUAAGUAUUCUAAAAGAAUUUGAUAUUUUCGUGCCUGAUCAUCUACAGAAUUCAGUAGACUGUGGAAGAAAUGGAAGUAGUGAGGCAGAAGUGGAAAUAAUAUUUGAAGAAGCCAUUGCAAGUGAACCAAAAACUACUAAAGAUCCCACAAACAUUUCAGAGGAUAAAUCUCCCUUUGCAACUUCUGCCGAUGUUCGUGUAGUAAAUAGUGGAGAACUAAUUUUACGAGAACCCAAUAUUUCAAGCUCCAAUGAAGAUCCCUUCCAGUAUGAAGAAAAGCUUCCAGAAAAAUUCUCAAACAGUCAUAAGAUGUAUAGCAACAAAAGUAAAACUCAUUGUGGAUCAAAAAUGGCUAUUCUGAAUUCAAACACCAAUGUUACUGAAACCAUUGUUGAACCGGAAAUCUCCAGACAUAAAGAUCCGGUCUUCACCGUAGUCACCAACCAACCCACUUCGCUGGAAGAAACGCUUGAAAGUAUCGUAUCGUCAGAGAUUGUAGCGGUUGAACCUCAAGAUAACCCAUCGCUAAGUAAUUGUGAUGUGCAUAGAAGUAGUGUAGAAGAUGAAUGGACUAUUCAGCAAAUACCGGAUAGGCAGACCGUUACGCUGCAGUUCCCUGCCCAGAUUCUUGGCAGUACGACUUUGAGCGCACUAAAAAAGGGAAAAAGAAGAAAAUUACAUUUGUUGAGGAAGAGACUGAAGACAGUGACCAAGAUCCCGAAGAUCAAGACCAAGAAGAUUCUCUUGGUUACGAAGAAAAUGAUGAAGUCAAAAGUAAAUCAGCAGUACAAACAUCUAACCAGUCUGACGAUCAAAGUAAUGGUUUUGAACCUCCGCUCAACUUUGAAGUAGCUGCAAAAAAGCUGGAUUCGUGUUUAGAUCAAAGUACAUCUACCCUAAGAUCGGAUGUGAAGCCUAGUUUGAAAGGAAUCGGAUGUUCUAGUUCAUUUGAGGAUCUCACUCCAAACCUGGACGUGAGUGAUAGUGCUGAAGAAGAAGAUAUUAUUCCUAAGUUGAAGUGCACACAAAACAAUGAAACCUCAAACGUCGAAGAACUAUUGGCCCUCUGCUCGGGAAAAUUCCCUGAUUCACUUUCUGGAAGAGACACGCAAA